AUGGUCACGAAAAGGAAACUGCAUGCCAGUUCUAUGACUUUUAUCAAUUCGGUGGUAAUUUUUAUCAAGAUCUGUGGACUUGGUCUAGUUACAGAUAAUUAGAUUUGAGAUCAUUUAUGUUUUACAGUCUCUGAUUUAAAGCUAACAUAUGUUAAACCUGUUUCAUGGUUGGGUCCAGGAGGUCGGACCUGACGUUAGGAGGUCAAGGACUUCUACUGGUCUUUAUGUGGGUCCAUCGAAUACGUCUAGACAACCUGCCCGACUAACUCAAGCUGCAUCUUAUCAAAUUGUCAAUAUUAUUGCUUCCAGACGUGGUAGAUGUGGAGAAUUCAGAACAUGGCUUGCUAGUCUACCAUCAACUUGCAGGAAUACUCUUAUAGAAUGUGUUUAUGAUUACAGUCCAGAUCCUGAUAAUAUAUCUCUUCUUCCAUCUUCUGUUCCAACUCAGUUUACUAGAUCUGCUUAUUUUCACAUUCUUGGCUGGAGUUGGAGUAUAUUGUUUGGAGCAGACUGGAGUCAGGUUCAGAUACCAGAUCUUUACUCUCUUCUUUUAAACAGGAAGGAUAUAAGUAUAGAUUCUCCUAGUAGAGAGGAAGAUGUAUACAUUUUCUAA
This is a messenger RNA of Eurytemora carolleeae, 613 nucleotides long. RefSeq lists its product as uncharacterized. The record is from RefSeq and is a predicted model, not a curated record. NCBI's taxonomy places the organism in Eukaryota, Metazoa, Arthropoda, Copepoda, Calanoida, Temoridae. The coding region runs from base 149 to 613 and encodes 154 amino acids. The transcript has 5 exons.